Eleginops maclovinus (Patagonian blennie) is the source of this 1493-nucleotide messenger RNA. RefSeq names its product PR domain containing 12b (gene prdm12b). NCBI's taxonomy places the organism in Eukaryota, Metazoa, Chordata, Actinopteri, Perciformes, Eleginopidae. Bases 1 to 1212 code for a protein of 403 amino acids. The record is from RefSeq and is a predicted model, not a curated record. Gene Ontology annotation, biological process: regulation of gene expression; neurogenesis. The transcript has 6 exons. Gene Ontology annotation, molecular function: histone methyltransferase binding. Gene Ontology annotation, cellular component: nucleus.
AUGGGCUCCGUGCUGCCCGGCCCCUCUCUGGGCCUGAAGUCCGUCUUCAAGCCACAGCAGCAGCAGCUCUCCCUGGCUGACGUCAUCACCUCCGACAUCCUGCACAGCUUCCUGUACGGCCGCUGGAGGCACGUGCUGGGCGAGCAGCACCACCUUCACCCGCACGAGGACCGCACCGCAACGAGCGCGAGCCCCAAGACUGCGUUCACCGCCGAGGUGCUCGCGCAGUCCUUCUCCGGAGAGGUGCAGAAGCUGUCCAGUCUGGUCUUACCGAGCGAGGUGAUUAUCGCUCAGAGCUCAGUGCCAGGAGAAGGUCUGGGUAUUUUCUCCAAGACGUGGAUCAAAGCAGGAACAGAGAUGGGGCCGUUCACCGGACGUCUGAUUUCCCCUGAACACAUAGACCUGUACAAGAACAACAACCUCAUGUGGGAGGUGUUCAACGAGGACGGGACGGUUCGGUAUUUCAUCGAUGCGAGUCAGGAGGACCAGAGGAGCUGGAUGACGUACAUCAAGUGUGCCCGGAAUGAGCAGGAGCAGAACCUGGAGGUGGUGCAGAUCGGCAGCAGCAUCUUCUACAAGGCGGUGGAGACGAUUCCUCCGGACCAGGAGCUGCUCGUUUGGUAUGGAAACUCCCACAACACGUUCCUGGGAAUCCCGGGAAUUCCUGGAAUAGACGAAGAGCAGAGCAAGAAGACAAAGACCGAUGAGUUCCACACCUGUGAAGGCUCCUCCUCUUCCUCCUCAUCCUCCUGCUCCUCCUCAUCUUCCUCCUCCUCCUCCUCGUUGUCCUCCAUCAGCGUCGGCCGCAUGCGUUGUGUCAUCUGCCACCGCGGGUUCAACUCCCGCAGCAACCUGCGCUCGCACAUGCGGAUCCACACGCUGGACAAGCCCUUCGUCUGCCGCUUCUGCAACCGCCGCUUCAGCCAGUCGUCGACGCUAAGGAACCACGUCCGGCUGCACACCGGCGAGCGCCCGUACAAGUGCCACGUCUGCCAGUCCGCCUACUCGCAGCUGGCCGGCCUGCGGGCACAUCAGAAGAGCGCCCGGCACCGGCCGACGGGGGAAGCCGCCGCCGCCGCCGCUGCUGCUGCUGCCGCCGCUGCUGCAGGGGGAGGCAUGAUGGUGCACUCCCCUCCGUCUCACCCACCGCAGCUGACCGCCAUGCCUCACCCAGCGUCUCUGGUUCACCACAUACCCACCAUGGUGCUGUGAGAGGGGGCUUUCACUCUAAAUAAGUCACAACCCAAAAAUAACUAAUCAUACAUCUGAUCUAAACUGCGUCAUCAAUAACCGCCACAGUCGAAGGGUGGCGCUAUCCCGGGCAGCGGAUUUAAACACCUGGUUCGAGUUGUAAAUUGAAACAGAAAAACCUCCUGGCUAAGUUUAGCUAAACAUUGCAGUUCGGCUUCAGAGAAGUACGUCUGAGAUUUUAGGCACGUACAUUUAGAAAACGCCAGAUUAGUCGAUCGUCCUUUCACGCUCCCAUUCAACAA